This is a messenger RNA of Solenopsis invicta (red fire ant), 10440 nucleotides long. It is a transcript of the gene Chd1, whose product is annotated as chromodomain-helicase-DNA-binding protein 1. The transcript has 23 exons. The coding region runs from base 2333 to 7735 and encodes 1800 amino acids. NCBI's taxonomy places the organism in Eukaryota, Metazoa, Arthropoda, Insecta, Hymenoptera, Formicidae. Gene Ontology annotation, cellular component: nucleus; chromatin. Gene Ontology annotation, biological process: regulation of transcription by RNA polymerase II; nucleosome organization. Gene Ontology annotation, molecular function: ATP binding; chromatin binding; ATP-dependent chromatin remodeler activity. The record is from RefSeq and is a predicted model, not a curated record.
AAUUUUAUAUGUAUAAGGAAUGUUAAACAUUUCUACUCGUUCUAUAUUACUGCAUUUUACUAUUUUUUUGCUGUGCUCUAAUUGUUUUUUUUUUCUUUGAUGACAAAAAAGAUACAUUUAUAAAAUUAAAUCAAUACAACUAAUAGCGUACUUAAUUUGCUGACUCGAUCCUAUUUCAAGUUGAUGGUCUUUUUUUAACUGCAUUUCUUAUACGAUUUAUCUCUUGCACAGUUUAUCUUAUAACUGGAACAGACCGUCGACUCGGAAUUGAGUUGAGUCAGCAAAUCGACUACGCUAUAAAUAUCACAGUUUAUGUAAAACAUUUUUUUAUCAGCAAUCUUUAUAUUAUUGAAAUUAUUGUGAAUAUUUUUAUUAUUUUACACAUAUUACAAUUUGUUAUAUGUUUUAUAGUUUAUUAUUAUAUAUUAUUAAUUAUUUUACUAAUUGUAUAUUUCUUUUAGAUUAGAUUGAACGACACGAAAGCUAUCAUAUACCGUGCGAGGCACGUUCGAAAAAGCCCGCCGUGAAACUCGAAUGAAAAGGCGGCGCUCAUCGAGCUCUCGAUCGAGUUGCGAGUUGCGACGGCGUACAUAUACCGGAAACUCGGACGUCUCGUCCUUUUCCGGUGCGGCGUUGGCAGAGACGUGUAGGUAAUAUUUUUCGUCUUUCAUUCUCACCAUGAUACUGUCCCAUCGGCUGCGAGACGGCUGCGCUGGCUGGCUUUCCAUCGGGACGGGCGUGGCGCGCCGCUCAGUCGGCGUCGUUUUCGCGACGUCGCGACACGCGGUCGCUCAGAAAUCUUUCCGAGACGGCGACGUCCGUCAGUCCGUCCGUUUUCUAUCGUCCCGCCUGAUACGCCCGUUGGAAAGCCACAGCCGCCUGUCGUGCUCCGAUCUCGGUCUCUUCACCUGCGCAUUUUGCAUGGCGACCAACUUUGCGUUCUGGAGCCAGUUCAUUCCAUUCCAUUCGGCCGACGCUUGGUGUGGACUCCUACCUACUUUUAACGCGAGAAAUGGGUGCUAGAGUUAAGCGCGAGUUCCUGAGCCCUCGAAAAUUUCCUUCUUUCACGUUAUACGGUAUGUAUGGACUUGUAGCGCGCUCGAACGAACCGUUUUCUCUCUUUCGUCUCUGUAUCGAUCUGCAAAGUUCCUUACGUUACUCCGUUAUGUUCUUUGAAUGUUCCGCGAUUUGGCUAGCGAUAUAGUUUUGUUGGCAUUUAUUACACGAUUUUCCCCUUUUUAAAGUAUCGAAUUUUUCUCGUUUUUGCGAAAAAAAAAUCUAUAAUUCGUAAAAUCAUCUUUUGCGCCUCUAACAAAUCGUUGAAAUUCGCCGUUAAUCGCCAUGAUGCCGUCCGAGUUCCGAGACGUUUGCGUGUUACAUAAGUUUUCUUUGUUCUAAAACACGUUUCGAUUAUUCUCGAAAAAAAAAUCUCGAACUUCCGUUUUUCCCAACUUCCGUUUAAAAGCUAUGAAAAUUUUUGCAAGGAAAUCUCUAAAGAAAAAACAGCAUAUUCGUGGAAUAACUGCCGGGCACGCCAUUUUCAGCAGCUGCUGGCGAUCGCGUAAAGUAGAGCUCGGCGGAGGAGAAUUUAAUCAGGGAAAAGCGACGCUACGCCACGCAUUCUGGGUAAAAUCGUUGACUGUACAAAAUGGCCGUAUGACGUUCGAUUUCCGUUUUUGCGUCUCCGUUCGACAUUCCUAUCGCUCGACCCCAUCGCGAGACGAUCGAAUUCGCUCGAAUUUGCGCGAGAAAAAUCGAGCGACGAAUUUCGUCGAAUGUUUCUCUUCGCUUUUCAUCGCGUAAAUUUCUCACGCGAAACGAAACGCUUGUGUGAGAAAUUUAAGAUUCCAUUUAACAAACGCUUGCCCGUUGCAUAUGUGUAUGUGUCGCGCGCGCGCGCGGGCAUACCACACAACUUUAGUCACGCGAUGCGCGCGUUCUCUCGUCUUCCCUCUCCACUCGCCUCCCGUCCAAUCGCCGCGAAGGCCGAGCGUCUUGGCGUCGUGCGAUUGGCGGGGAGAGGGUGAGGAAAAGACGAUGAGAUGGCGCGCGCGUUGCAUGACGGGAUGACGGGAGAAGCGGCGUAGUGGGGAGGGCGAAGAAGCAAGUCGCGUUCACAAAAUGGCGGUCUACCUCUCGAAUCCGUGAGCAUAUAGCGCACGAUACUCUGAGUUUCUAAUGAUGUCGGGGCCCGUGUCGUCAAACGUGGCCUGAUAUCGCGAGCACGUGUACGCGUGACAGUUGUACGAUUGAGGAUAGGGAAGAUUUCGCGCGCGGUGCGCGUCGGUGAUUACGUCGGUGGAUCGUCGGUGCGACGCGUAGACGGGGAGCCAUGCAGAAAACGUUAGAAUCCGAAUCCGGUAAGGAAUCCGGGUCUGAUUCUGAAAAUGAGAGCAAAAGCGAUAGCUCUUCUUCUGGUAGUAACAGCGGCUCGGGAUCGGGAUCUGAAAGCGACUCUAGCUCUUCGAGCGGUUCCUGUUCCGGAUCCGGCUCCGACUCGGAAAAGUCUGAGAAGUCGGAUGCACCUGCUGCACAAAGCGAUAGCUUCCAGAGCAAAGGCUCGAAUCACAGCACCGAAGCAAAAGUUAGAGUUAAACAUGAGUCUAGUCGAGAGUGGGACGAGAAUCCUGACAUAUAUGGCAUCAGGAGAUCUGGCCGUUCCAGGAAGGAACCCGACAGGCUCGUGACGAAUCGCGAGAGCGACAGUGACGGUCGCAAGAAAUUUAAAAAGAAAGGUUCACACAAUUCGUGGAAUUCAGAGAGUUCAGAUUCAGAAUCUGAUGAAACUGAAAAUCGUAGACCUCCACCUAGCAAAUCCUUAAACAGGCGCGCAGCACAAAAAGCUAAGGAGAAAGCCAAAGUACGAAAGAAACAUAUCUCUGAAUCUUCUGACAAUUCUUCCUAUGACAGUGAUGAUAAUAGAAGACAAGCUAGUAGACGAACAGGCACAGCAGUUAGUUACAAAGAGGAAAGCGAAGAAGGUACCGAUAGCGAGGAUUUGGUUGAAGUUGACGAACCGAAUGCUGCGUCAACAGAGCCUGAUAAUGCGGAAACUAUUGAAACCAUUUUGGCUCAGAGGACAGGCAAAAAAGGAGUUACCGGCAACGUGACGACAAUUUACGCUGUUGAAGAAAAUGGUGAUUCUAAUCCAAAAGAUCUAAGUAACAUGGAAACCGAAGUACAAUACUUGAUUAAGUGGAAAGGCUGGUCUCACAUACAUAACACGUGGGAAUCAGAGGAAUCUUUAAAAGCACAAAAAGUAAAAGGAUUGAAGAAGUUGGACAAUUUUAUCAAACGUGAAUAUAGAAUUCAGCAGAUUAGAGAUCAGGCUGAACCAGAGGAAUUGGAUUAUUUAGAAUGUCAAUUGGAACUUAAACAAGAUCUUCUGAAAAGUUAUUACAAUGUUGAAAGGAUUAUUGCUGACUACAAGAAACCAGACUCGGAACAUCCCGAUUAUUACUGUAAAUGGGAGAAUUUAUCGUAUGCCGAGGCCACAUGGGAAGAUGGAACUUUAAUAGUGAAAAAAUGGCCAGAGAAGAUAAAAGAAUUUCGCUACAGAGAAGAUUCCAAAAGAACACCGAGCAAACAUUGCAAAGUCCUUAAAUCUCGACCUAAAUUUUAUCAGUUGAAUGAACAACCUGCUUAUAUGGGCCAGGAGAGAGAUUUAGUGUUGAGAGAUUAUCAAAUGGAUGGACUUAAUUGGAUGAUACAUUCUUGGUGCAAGGAAAAUAGUGUUAUAUUAGCCGAUGAAAUGGGUCUUGGUAAAACAAUCCAAACAAUAUGCUUCCUUUACUACUUAUUUCACACGCAGCAGCUUCAUGGGCCAUUUUUACUAGUAGUUCCUUUGUCGACAAUGACUUCCUGGCAAAGAGAGAUGUCUCUGUGGGCACCUGAUUUAAAUUUUGUUAUUUAUUUGGGCGAUGUCAGUUCUCGUAAUAUUAUUAGGGAAUACGAAUGGUGCUACCGAGAUUCGAAGAGACUGAAGUUCAACGUCAUACUUACGACGUAUGAAAUAGUACUUAAGGACAAAGCAUUAUUGGGUGCCUUAAGUUGGGCGGUUUUGCUAGUGGACGAAGCUCAUCGAUUGAAAAAUGAUGAUUCGCUAUUAUACAAAGCACUUACUGAAUUUAACACUAAUCAUCGUUUAUUGAUUACUGGUACUCCGUUACAAAACAGUUUGAAGGAGCUGUGGGCCUUAUUACAUUUCAUUAUGCCUACUAAAUUUAACUCUUGGGAAGAAUUUGAAAAGCAACACGACAAUGCUGCACAGAAAGGAUACUCCAAGUUACACAAGCAAUUGGAGCCAUUUAUUCUACGUCGAGUUAAGAAAGAUGUCGAGAAAUCUUUGCCUGCUAAAGUCGAGCAGAUUUUACGAGUAGAAAUGACAUCUGUACAGAAACAAUAUUAUAAGUGGAUAUUAACCAAAAAUUAUGAGGCGUUGCGAAAAGGUGUAAAAGGAUCUACUACGACAUUUUUGAACAUCGUUAUUGAAUUAAAAAAAUGUUGCAAUCAUGCUUUUCUCACGAAACCGAUUGAAGCCGAAAGGGAAAAGACUAACGAAGAUUACUUGCAGCAAUUAAUUCGUGGUUCUGGCAAAUUAGUGCUUCUGGAUAAAUUACUAGUGAGAUUGCGUGACACCGGACAUAGAGUAUUGAUAUUCAGUCAGAUGGUCAAGAUGUUGGAUAUUCUUGGUGAAUAUCUGCAAAGGAGGCAUUUUCCAUUCCAAAGAUUAGACGGAAGCAUAAAGGGGGAACUACGGAAACAGGCAUUAGAUCAUUUCAAUGCUGAAGGAUCACAGGAUUUUUGUUUUCUAUUGUCGACGCGAGCCGGUGGCCUUGGGAUUAAUCUUGCCACCGCAGACACUGUGAUAAUUUUCGACUCUGACUGGAAUCCGCAAAAUGAUUUGCAAGCCCAGGCCAGAGCGCAUCGAAUAGGACAAAAGAAUAAGGUUAACAUCUAUCGAUUGGUUACCAAAAAGUCGGUCGAGGAAGAAAUCGUCGAACGUGCGAAGCAGAAAAUGGUCUUGGACCAUUUAGUGAUACAACGAAUGGAUACAACCGGAAGAACAGUAUUAGAUAAAAAGAAUGCAGGGACCAAUAGUAAUCCAUUUAACAAAGAAGAUUUGACUGCUAUUUUAAAAUUUGGUGCUGAGGAUCUAUUUAAAGACGAAGAAGCUGGAGAUGAGGAACCAGCUUGUGAUAUUGAUGAGAUAUUAAGAAGAGCUGAAACAAGAGACGAAGGGCCGACAACAGUUGGUGAUGAAUUAUUGUCUGCCUUUAAAGUUGCCAGUUUUAAAACAGCAUUUGAAGAGGAUUUAGAACCUAUUAAUCAGCCGAAUGAUAAUGAUGAUGAAAGUAAAGAUUGGGCUGAAAUUAUUCCGGAGAAUUUUCGAAGGAAGGUGGAAGAGGAGGAAAAGUCAAAGGAAAUGGAAGAUCUUUAUUUGCCACCUAGAAGUCGGAAAACUCUUCAGCAACUCAAUCAGGGCGAAGGCAGAGGCAGAAAGCGCAAAAGAGCGCAAGAUGACAGUGACGAUGGCGAAGAAUCGGGUAGUGAGGCAGAAGGAAGUGAUGAUGAUAGACCUAAGAAGAGAGGUAGACCAAGAGUACUACCGCGUGAGAAUAUUAAAAGCUUCACUGACGGUGAGAUACGACGAUUCAUCAAGAGUUAUAAAAAAUUCCCGGCACCUUUGAAACGAUUAGAUGAUAUUGCGACUGAUGCUGAUCUACAAGAGAAACCGAUGUCGGAAUUACGCUUUUUGGGCGAACAAUUGAUGUCUAGAUGCGAUGCAUGUUUAGUAGAAUUUGAAAAUACCGCAAAAGAAAAUAAAGGUGCUGAAGAAGAAGGCAAGGGACCGGGUCGUAAGAGAGGACGAGGACCCACUUUUAAGAUAGGCGGCGUAAUGGUAAAUGCAAAAUCUUUUUCGGCUGCAGUUAAAGAACUCGAACCUUUGGAGCAAGCUCUACCUAGUGAUCCCGAGCAACGUGCUAAUUGGCAUCUCGAUCUUAAGUUAAAACCAGCGAAUUUUGAAUGUGAAUGGACUUCCGAGGAUGAUGCUAAAUUAUUAAAGGGUAUAUAUCAGCAUGGUAUGGGCUCAUGGGAUGCAAUAAAAACAGAUACUAGUUUGGAACUUGGAGAAAAGAUCUUUCCUAAUGGCAAUAAAGCACAACUGAAACGCGUGAACGCUCGUGCAGAAUAUCUUUUGAAGAUUCUAAAGAAGCAAAUUGAUCUUAAAUUAGGAGUGACGCGAAUGAGAAAGCCAAGAAAGCCCAAGGAAACGAAAACAGCAAUUACCAAAGAGAUUAUAGAAGAUAACGAUAGUUCUGGCGACGAAAAUAAGAAAUCAAAAGCCAGAAUUGAUAAGUCUGCAGUUAAAAAAGAAGAAGAGAGCGUUAUAAAGAAAGAGAUCAAGGAAGAAGUCGAUGAUCUAACUGACGAAAAGAAAAAAGAUAAAAAGACCAAGAAAGAGAAAAAAGAUAAUAAAAAGGCGAAAAAGAAUAAACAAACUGCAGGUCCAAUGCAUUUUACUGCAAAUAACGAACCAAGAGCUGUUGACAUAAUCGGUGAAUUAGAUCCACCGAUAUUCGAUGAGUGUAAAGAGAAGAUGAGGCCAGUAAAGAAGGCGUUAAAGGCUCUAGAUAAGCCAGAUAUGUCUUUGAGAGAGGAAGAGCGGGUCGCUCGCGCACGUCGAUUUCUUUGCCAAAUCGGAGAUCACAUCAACACGUGUCUGGCAGAAUAUAAAACUGCCGAACAAGUUAGCGAAUGGAAAAGUAAUCUUUGGUACUUCGCUUCCAAAUUUACAAACUUCAAAGCGAAGAAACUUUAUAAGAUGUAUAAAAAUUUGAUAAAACAAGGUGGCGACAAUAAUGGUGGUACCACAUCUAGUCCCGAUAAAAAAGAGGAGGCUUCUAGUACUGCGAAGCAGAAACACAAUGAAAAGCCGUCUCACGAGAAACAUUUCGAUAAACAACAAUUAGACAGCGGUAAUAAAGAUAACAGAAUAACAAAACGUAAAGUUGACGAUACUGAGGACAACUCGAAUAGCAGUUCGCAAAGUAAGAAACACCUCUCGACUAUUUCUGCUCUCACCAGUAAUAUCAGCAGCACAUCCACGGUUACUAUUGGUGCUAUUACGAUUACGCCUAUAACGUCAACGUCAAAUUCUACAUCGAACACCACUAACAGUGCAGACGUAUCACGACAUAAAGAGCAAAAAGAGUCGAAGCAUAAAGAUAUGAAGAGAGAUAGAGAUCGUGACAGAGAUAGAGACAGGGGUCACGACAGAGGUGAUAGAUUGAGUAUAAGCAAGGAUGACAGAAUUAGGAGAGACGGGUACAUGGGACAUUACAGUGGUAGGGAAGAUGAUCAUUGGUUAUCCAGAGACGGGAGAGAUAUGAGAGACGGCAGAUAUGGAUUCGAUCACAAACGCGAUCGCUUCGAUCCUUAUGGCCGAAUGUCUAGUGGUUAUCACAGAGACAGAGACAGAGAUCGAGAUCGUGGUAUGCACAUGAACGACAAAAGAAGUGAUUAUAGUUAUCGAUACUCGGGACCACCAGGUUAUGGAUAUGGACCAGGUGGUUAUGGUAGUAGCAGUGGUGGUUAUCCUCCUACAGAUAUUCCAUCGAGUCAUUUCAGAAAUCGUGGUUACGCAGGAGAUGGCUACUCCGAUUGGCGGCCAAACAAAGAUUAUAGACGGGAUUACGAUAGAAGACCACCACCGCCAAACGCCAACUCCUAGUGCUUCUUUCUUCCUCGGUUGUGACACGGUAUCGAAGCCGUUUUGUGUAUAAUUUUGCUGCGAGUGAGAGCGUUUGCGUCGACACUGGCUCUCUCAUGUCUCUAUGUGGGAGAAGUACUGAAUGCACGGUGCACGGUUUCUGUAAGCAUGCACCAUACCUUGUAUCUAUAUGUAUAAAGAAUUAUUCUCUGAUGUUCAUUAUAUAUAGGAUAUAUGAUGUCGAAGAUAUGUCUAGAAUGUGCAUCGUACUCCCAAUUAGAAACUUUUACAGAUAUCUACAUUAUGGAAAGAAAAGAGUGACAUUAAAUUAUGGUUCUUGUAAUCGUUAUUUCACUCUUACGAAAAAACAGUAAAUUGGCGAUUGCGUUGUGUUUCCGUGUUUUGUAUGAAAGAACCAUUUAUAGCACAUAACCAGAAGAAAAAUUUUUUAUAUGUCAGAACGUAUAUACUGAGAAAUGUUGAUAAGAAUACGAACAAACAGUGUGUAUUCGCUUCUUUUUAAGUACGUAUUAAUAGGGAUUGUAACUGGUAUAAUUUCUUUGAAUUUUUAUUGCCACGUGCUAAAAUUGUUUUAUUUGAAAUAAAAAAAUAACUACUGAAAAAUAAUAUGACAAAAUGUUUUAUUUAAAUAUAACAAGAUGGUUUUAUUUGAAAUAAAACAAUUUCCUAUAUUUGUCACGUGAUAAACGAAGAUCACUUAUCGAAAAUACAUUUAAAUUAUACUGGAGUACAAUUUCUAAAGUACAAUUGUACUUUUUACAAUUUUUUUUAUUAAUUAUAACCUAAUUCUUUCUCGCAUAUUCGAUUUUGUUACGGUGCAAUUGUGAGAAAAAUUAGUGACGUAUAUAUUGGAUCACGAAUAUAUAUAUUUUCUAUAUCAUACAGUCUGGAUGCGGUCCAGUUGACAGUUCGGAAUAGUUUUCGUUUCCGCUAGUGUUACUAUCGUUGUCAAUGUUUGCACAAAUUAUUUGGUAUUUUUAAAGAUCUUAAUGCUCUAACUCUAGAGCGUCAUGCGUUCCAGACUACUCUGUAAAAUGUUGAAUGGGUCACAUUCGAAACUACUACCGAGCAUUGAUAGUGUUGAUUGCGCCGCAUCCUCUAUCGUACCUUUCAUUAUGUAAAAUAAGUAAACUGCUUCCGCGCUACGCGCAUAUAUUUUGCAUUUUCGAUACUAAUAUGUAUAUUCAUUUUAGAAACAUAGCUCGCGCACAUAAUCGCCUCGAAUGAUACCUGAUUUCACCAAUCUCAUCUGAGAAUUAGAUGAGAAUAACAUAUUAGUCGACUCUACGCUAACAUAAACUAAUCUGAUGGAGUUACAAUAGACAUAAACGGACAUAAUGUUGUGUUGUAGCACAAUGUCUGUGAAAUUGUACAAAUCUAAUCAUCAACGUAUAAAUUUUCUAUAUAAAAAGAAAAUUAAAACUUUAAAGGAACAUCGUGUUGUCAUGUCACAUAAAUAGUAUUGGUGUACGAGAUUAUCCAAUCCGGUAUUGCACUUGCGAAAUAUCAAUCGCAAGAACAGUUAACGCAUUAAUUCAACAACUACCGGAUGUAAUCUGUUACGCAAAUCAAAAUACAGUUUGGAUCUUUUUUUUUCAAUAGUCUUCUGACGCGUUUGUGAUUUAAAGAGAAUAGAAAUAGAUAAGAAUACUAUUUUUACGUUCAUUAUUUUAUGGUACCAUAGUUUUGUAUUCUGAACAAAACCAAUGUGACAUAUUUGUAUAUAUUAGCAUAAGAGCAAUAGUUAUACUCUGUUCGUAUCGAACUAUUGAAUCACUUAAUAUAGCAUUACGCUUUCUUCAUUUAAUAUAAAGUAUGAGGAGAUAUUUGCCUUAAUCUUGUUUCAGUCGAAAAGAAGAAAAAGAAAAGACAAAAGAAACACUGAUCUAAGAAUUUUGUAUUAUCUAUAAUCAAGAACAUCUCUCGUAGAAUAUUUUUUAACUAAAAGGAUUUCCGAUUUUGAAAUUAACUGUAAAGAUAAUCAAUCAUAUUUGCUUUAUUAAUAAUGAACAGUUAAUGUUUUUUUUUUUUUCAACAAGGAAGGGUUUCUCAUAAAAUUUUAUAUUCAUAGAAAAUAUGAAAAAAUAACGGAGAAGUUGAGUUCUCUUGUAGAACAUACAUUAUCUUGUAUAAUCUGAGACUGUCGACAUUGCAUGCUGAACACACACUGUCUUAUCAUAUAUAAAAUAAAUUAUUUUGUAGAUUAUUUUAUGCGCCCGAGUGAAGCCGAUUUUGCAAUUUUCAUGUGCAUUUCUGUAAAUAGUAGCGUAUAUUAAGGAAGCGGAACAACAUAUUGGCGACAGUUUUAUUAAGAAAAAAAAUGAAUGUAGUUCGUAUUUUUUUGUGUUUAUUUUUUUGUGUUUGGAGGCAGGAUUGAUCACGUGGCAACAGGAAUCUGCUCGCUACAGAUUUUCAUUUGCGAAAUAAUGUUUCAGACGCAGCGAGAGCUAUUUAUAAUUUAUUACGAACAUCUGACUGCGAUAAGAGCGAUGCGGGAUGUAUGAUGAUGCAUGGAGUGAUCGGGUAAGGAGAAUGCAAGUUGUAAAUACCGAUUUGGAAAAUGAAAUACAGUGGCAUAGCGGAAUAGAGUUUAAUAUAUCGUAUAUUAGAUAUGUAAAGCGAUCAUAACAACGUAUUUUAUCUAUCUUUAUUGUAGAUUACUCUGCGUUUCUGAAAAUAUAUCUGCAGAAAAGUUUUUCAUGGUA